AUGACAAACGCUGCCAUUACAACCCAGGCCCCAGUAAAAGAAGUCCUUGAUCUCAAGAAGCUUGCUGCUGCAGACAACUACUACUUGGUUACUCCUACUACUACCUAUCCUGAACUUGAACCUUUUAAACAUGUCGAUGUUGGCCAUCGCGCAGACCCAAAAAAGGCUUCUCUCUAUGACAAUGCUGAGAAAAUCUUUGAUUUGACUCCAAAUGUUGGAACAGAAAUUCACGGUAUACAGCUCUCCAAGCUGACCAACCAGCAAAAGGAUGAUUUGGCUUUGUUGAUUGCUGAACGCGGUGUUGUGUUCUUCAAAAAGCAGGAUAUUAACAUCGUCCAGGGUGAAGACCUUGGCAGACAUUAUGGACCUCUUCACAUUCACAAUAUUGGUGGCCACCCUCCCAACCAUCCCUAUGUCCUUCCAAUUUACAGUGUUGAUGUUGAGAAAAGCGCAUAUUAUCCUAAAAUAGUCAGAGCUUCAGAAGGAUGGCACACUGAUGUCAGCUAUGAGCUCCAGCCUCCAGGAUUUACUUUCUUGAAGAUCGACACACUCCCAUCUACUGGUGGCGAUACCUUGUGGUCAUCGAGCUAUGCUGCAUAUGAUAAGCUUUCUCCUGCGUUGCAAAAGUUUUUCGAAGGUCUCGAGGUUGUUCAUUCUGGUAAAGAGCAGGCCGAAGGUGCUGUUAACGCUGGAAUUCCCCAGCGUCGUCAAAAUGUUUUGCAUACACAUCCUCUUGUGCGUACUCAUCCUGUCACUGGCUUGAAGGCUCUAUACAUCCAACCCGGUUUUGCUCGUAGCAUUGUUGGUUUAAGCAAGCGUGAGUCGGACACCAUUUUGAACUUUUUGUAUGAGCACCUGGCUGGUGGUUAUGACUUCCAAGUUCGUUUCAAGUGGGAAGAAGAUACAGUUGCUGUUUGGGACAACCGUGUUACAUCGCACUGUGCUAUCUUUGAUUACUUGGGCUCUGGAAAACGCCAUGGAUGGAGAAUUACUACUCAGGCCGAGAGACCAUACUUUGACCCAAAUAGCAAGUCCAGAGCUGAAGUUCUCUUAGCUCAGGCUCGAUCCAAGAAGUAA
Phycomyces blakesleeanus NRRL 1555(-) is the source of this 1077-nucleotide messenger RNA. RefSeq lists its product as hypothetical. Bases 1 to 1077 code for a protein of 358 amino acids. The transcript is spliced from 7 exons. NCBI's taxonomy places the organism in Eukaryota, Fungi, Mucoromycota, Mucoromycetes, Mucorales, Phycomycetaceae. Gene Ontology annotation, cellular component: cytoplasm. Gene Ontology annotation, molecular function: 2-oxoglutarate-dependent dioxygenase activity. The record is from RefSeq and is a predicted model, not a curated record.